Messenger RNA from Nomia melanderi (Alkali bee), 3326 nucleotides. RefSeq names its product TBC1 domain family member 20. Gene Ontology annotation, biological process: positive regulation of GTPase activity; endoplasmic reticulum to Golgi vesicle-mediated transport. Gene Ontology annotation, molecular function: GTPase activator activity. Lineage: Eukaryota; Metazoa; Arthropoda; Insecta; Hymenoptera; Halictidae. Gene Ontology annotation, cellular component: endoplasmic reticulum membrane. The record is from RefSeq and is a predicted model, not a curated record.
UGAUAAUACAGAAAAUAAUGCAUACAAAGAAGGGAAAAAGCAUCCGAUUUGGAAGACAUUGUUUUUAAAUGUAUUUCAAUAAAUCGAUAUUAGUUGUAUGUCGCCGAUUAAAUACAAGAGUCUGAUUUUCGACAAUAUUUAGACCACUUGCAAAUUUAUCACAGAAUUACGUAAAACUUUCACGCGAAAUGAAGUAGUACGCCACGUCAUAAAACCACCAGUUUGCUUUCGUACAAUCAGGAGCUUCUCUUACGAGCAUGUUACAGUGAUCGAUGCAUGUCAUUCUUGACAGAUUGUCGUUCGAUCAGAAAUUCCGGGAAAGUAACUGUAAAUUUAUUGUGCUAUGAAACGUAUCGAAAAAUUGUUGGCUUGAAUUCGUCAUGUCAAGAAACGGGGAAACCGAAGAAGAGAAAGUGAUUUUGGACUCCAGUGGCCAAGAAACAGUUAUGGAAGUGCCAGUAUCUAUUGAAAAGCAUAACCUGAAAGUCAGACGAAGAAAUGUAAUCGAAACAAUGAACUUCGCACAGACAGAAGAUAAAAAUUCGGAUUCCGAAGACAGGGUGCCUCUUGUAAGAAUGCCUGAUUCAACAAGGGCAUGGCAUGACAAUGUUAUACCACAUAUACCUGACAUCGCGGACUUUAGUUUGCCAGGUAAACAAAACGGAGUGUUAAAUUGCAAAGACGAUAGCAGUUUAUUAGAAGACGAUUUUGGUGAUACAGACACACUGUCGCAUAGGGAACGAAUGAAAGUAAGCGUUAUUCGAGGAAGCGUUGUUAAUCCAAAUUUAACAUUAGGAGAACUCAGGCUACUGGGUUGCAGUAGCGAAGGCCUUGUUAAUGAUGAUAUAAGAAGGAUAUUGUGGCCAAAGCUUCUAAGAUUAUCGGAAGAAAGUAGUUUACCUGAAAGUGAAUUAAAAAUGAUGCAGGAUUGUGUACCAAAUGAAGUCUAUCAGCAAAUACUAAAGGACGUAGCUCGUAGUGGCAAUCACAUUCCCCAAAGUGCUACACAACAUGAAAUAGAUUGCUUUCAUGAACAGCUGACCCAAUUGAUGUGUUGGGUUCUGCACAAACAUUCUACAUUAAAUUACUACCAGGGAUAUAAUGACAUAGCUGCAACUGUUUUAAUCGUCAUGGGCUUAGAAAAAGCAUUAAACAUACUCGAAAGUAUCUCAAUAGAAUUUCUGGAAAGAUUUAUGGAGAAAACUAUGGAAAAAGUAAAUCAAGAAUUAUAUUACAUAUUUGCACUGUUGGAAAGAGUACAUCCCUCUUUAUUGGAACACCUGGAGAACGUAGAAUUAUUUCCACACUUUGCAUUGGCUGAGUAUACAACAUGGUAUGCACAUAAAUAUGCGGAGAAUAGGAAAUUGUUGCACAGAUUAUUUGAUUACUUUCUUGGUAGUCCUCCUCUGAUGCCUCUCUAUUUGAGUACUGUGAUCGUAGCGCAUAGAGCAACAGAAAUUUUUAAUACUACUCCCGACAUGGGUCAUACACAUCAAGUACUGUGUACUUUGCCAGAUGAUUUACCUUUCGAAACACUUUUAAUUGAAGCAAAAGUUUUAUAUCGUCAGUAUCCUCCUGAGUCUAUAAGUAAUGAUGUUAGAGAAUAUGAUCAGAAACGAAAAUGCAAAGAACAAGAAUGGAAGGCAAAAGCAGAAGCGCUUCGUCAAGAAAGAGAAAAACAACGUCAAGUUAAAAUAGUGAAAUCUAUGUCACGUUUACCGUAUCGUAUUAGAAAUUAUAAAACUAUCACAGUGGUAACAAUUUUGGCUAUAGGAUUGUACGCUUAUUUUAAAUCUUCUACUGGCCUCAACUGACAUUAAAUGAAUCUACUGUAUUUAAAAAAUAUUGUGUGCGCAUUUUUUAAACAGUAUUUGAUUGUAUUGUAUACUGUUAACUUAAAAAAUGGUAGCAUAAAUUGACCAGCACACAGAUAUUAAAGAAACGUGUUCUACCAUGAACUAAGUGUGAUCAAGAAUCAUUCAACAGAUCAUUUCACGAUAAUAACUUGUUUCUUAACGUGAAAUAAGAAUGUCGAGCAUUCCUGCGCUGUCUUUACGCUGUUUUACAAAACUCAAAGUUUUUGUGCACAUAUUUACUAUGUUAAAAACGGAAAUAAAAAUUUGUACAGACACAGAGAAUGCAUAUACUUAUGGGAAAAAAAUAUUUCUGAAAUAAGUAUAUUUUGAGAUAUAAAAGGGACUUAGAAUACAAUGAGUAUAUUUAUGAUUUAGAUUAUAAUUAUGUCUUUACAGAUAUUAUUAAUAAAAUUACAUAAUUUUUCAAUUCAAGUUAUUCUUGUAUAAACCUGCACUCAUAUUUUUUUACUGAUAUAACUUUAACUAGAAUUUUGUUGUUACAAAUACAUUUUUUGGAAUCAAUUUCCCUUAAAUUACCCAAAUAAAAUUUGCAAACAGCAUAGAAAUAUUAAAUACUAUUGUAAAUAUUUUGUAUAAUUACAUUACAUUAAAUAAGUUACAUAGUACCUACAGGGUUUCUCGAGGGGGUUCAAGUGGACGUCUCCUCUUGCCCCCCACCCGGAUAGCCGACAAAGUGGUUACCAGGUGAGAAGAGGCGAACUAUACCUGAAAUACUAUGAGUAAAGCAUAAAACAAUUUGAACAAAGUAUAGAAAUAGUUGUAAAAAAAAAAUCAUUCCUUUUUUCUUUAUUUUCAAUUACUUGUGCGAAUUCAUAUUAGCACUAUUAAACAUAAUACACAUAUAUACAAAAGUAUGAUAAAUUGGAAUAAUUACACAAAAAUAUUAUUUAAAUCUGCUAUUUAUAAUUGCAUAUUUAUAAUAUGGCAAGAAUAGGAAAUGGACCAAUGUUAUAAGGUAUUUACAAUAGAUUCUACUUAAUAUACAUUUAUAUUAUACAUUAGACUAAGUAAUAUGUAAGGGUAAAUUUAUCUGGGUAAUACUCUCACACUUUCAAAACAGUUUUAAUGUAACUUAAAACAUUAGGGUUUCUGAGAAUGUCCAUAUGAUUUACACCAGGAAAAACUUGAGAAUAAAUCUUUUGCUUCUGUUUGCCCUGCCACUGUUUGCAGGCUUCCAAACUUCUUAAAUUUACAGUACCGUCACCAUCACCAGGAAGCAAUUGAGGAGUACCUUCUAUCGAUACACCAGGCUUAUAAUAUAAUCUAAAACAAAUUUAUGUGCAAAUACUAGAACAGAAAAGAUUAUUACUUAAUAUUAUUAAACUGUAAUGCAAUUAUAUACCUUUGUACUGUAUCUAUACCGUUCCCAUAUAAACAAUGAAUUUCAACUCCUGGGGCAGCAAAAUUCAAUUGGUACUUUUCAUUAUCUUUUCUAAAUUCCCAUGCAUU